Molecule: messenger RNA, 1662 nt
Organism: Acaulospora morrowiae
Lineage: Eukaryota; Fungi; Glomeromycota; Glomeromycetes; Diversisporales; Acaulosporaceae
Source: the annotation of a GenBank genome assembly
AUGCAAUUCCUUGAUCUUAGUGAACCUCUCCUGGUAUACGCACUACUAGGCGGUUUUAUUCUAUUUUACGGCUUGGUGUCGUUAAUCGUGAAGGAAAAGUUAUAUAUAAGCGAGGCCUUGGUCGCAACAUCAGUAGGAGUGAUCAUAGGUCCAGCUUGUUUGCAAAUAAUUAAUCCGAGGGAAUGGAGCCAACUAAACGUGAUAACCGAGGAAUUAACGCGUAUCGUGCUUGCAUUUCAGGUUAUGACCGCGGCGAUCAAUUUACCCAGAGCGUAUAUAACGCGUCAAUACCGCUCAAUGGCCAUAAUGCUCAUACCCGUUAUGUCAUUUAUGUGGAUCGUCAGUGCAGCCAUAAUUUACUAUUUUAUACAAGACUUGACUUUUAUCGAAACUCUAUUGAUUGCCGCAUGCAUUACGCCGACUGAUCCGAUACUGGCAAACUCGGUUGUUCAAGGUUCAUUUGCUGAAAAGCACAUUCCAUCCCAUGUAAGAUAUUUACUUUCCGCCGAGAGCGGUAUAAAUGAUGAAUCACCCAGAGACACGGGUACCGCAAUUAAUAAAUGGGUUUGGUUUGUUUGGGGUUAUCAUAUUUUGUUUUCAGUUGUGAUUGGAUGUUUUAUUGGUUGGGCUGCGAGAAAAUUACUGAGAUUGGCGGAGAGUCGCGAUUGGAUUGACAAAGAAUCUUUUCUAGUAUUUGCCUUUGCACUAGCGAUUUUCGUGGUUGGUGUUGUUAGCAUUCUUGGGUCUGAUGCGUUGCUGGCAUGUUUUAUGGCAGGCACAUCUUUCUCCUGGGAUGAUUGGUUUCGUGAAGAGACUCGGGAUGCGAAACUGCAAGAUGUUAUCGAUCUCCUUCUAAAUUUAACUACGUUUCAAUACAUCGGCAUGAUAAUUCCAUGGUCUUCAUUUAAUUCGGAGUAUAUUCCAUUCGAGCGCCUGCUUAUCGUCAGCAUUCUUAUUUUAAUAUUCAGGCGUUUGCCAAUUGUUCUACUACUUAAAAAGUUUAUUCCCGCUAUUCAUACUUUCAAGGAAGCAUUGUUUGCUGGUUAUUUUGGUCCGAUAGGUGUGGGUGCCAUAUUUUUGGCUGUGACCGUCGAAAAAGAAAUCAAUAAGAAUCUUGAACGAGAAUCGGAAGGCAUCGAUAGGGAAGCCAUGUUGCGUACCCGGGAAAUAGUGUUUCCAAUCGUGGCGUUUAUUGUUAUCAGUUCAGUUUUAGUCCAUGGAAUUACGGUUCCCAUACUCAACAUUGGAUCCAAGAUCGAUAUGGAAAGAUUUCCAAGUAUUGCCAGCAUCAGCAGUCAAGUUGCACGAUUGCCAGUAAUCGACUUUGUCGAAAAUUUGGCGCUGGAAAGAGAUAGUACUGGACGUGUCGGGAGAAAGAAAAAGAUGAAAGCGGAGUUUGAUACUGUAGUCGAGGUUGAAGAUGAGAGUGAGGAAGAGAGGGAUGAGAGGGAAGACGAAAGUGAUGAAGAAGAUGAGGAUGAGAGAGAUAAAAUAAUUUUUUGUAAUGUACAAACUAACACGUUGAUUGAUUUCGGAGACGAAAACGAUGAGCUUCCCAAUAGUCCUGUGGCACGCAUCGUUGAUGAAAAUGAUUAUUUCAACCAACAGAAUGGAGAAGGUUCGAAUGAUGUUCACCUGCAAGGCUCAAGUCAGAAAUCAUAA